Molecule: messenger RNA, 336 nt
Organism: Knipowitschia caucasica
Lineage: Eukaryota; Metazoa; Chordata; Actinopteri; Gobiiformes; Gobiidae
Source: the annotation of a GenBank genome assembly
AUGAAGGAACUUCAAUGCAACGGUCGCCUCCCCUCGAACCGUCCCUCCGGCUGGCCUGUGGACCGUCCUGCUUUGACCAGACCUAGGAGGAGCAAAGACAAGUCCAGUGAGACCCGUCCCAAACCCGGCCAAACCCCGGCCAAAACAUCAGGCCAAACCCCCAGCCAAACCCCGUCAAAGGGACAACCUCAUCCCAUUCCUGCUUUGUUCACUCCAAUCUGUCCAGAACAGAUCACCCUCACCAUCCGACCCGGAAGAACGAUUCCUCACCAUCCACCCAAAACGAGUCUCCCUCACCAUCCACCCCAAAACGAGUCCCUCACCAUCCCAAACUGA